Penicillium atrosanguineum is the source of this 2295-nucleotide messenger RNA. RefSeq names its product Zn(II)2Cys6 transcription factor. Gene Ontology annotation, molecular function: DNA-binding transcription factor activity, RNA polymerase II-specific; zinc ion binding; DNA binding. NCBI's taxonomy places the organism in Eukaryota, Fungi, Ascomycota, Eurotiomycetes, Eurotiales, Aspergillaceae. The transcript is spliced from 2 exons. The coding region runs from base 1 to 2295 and encodes 764 amino acids. Gene Ontology annotation, biological process: DNA-templated transcription; regulation of DNA-templated transcription. The record is from RefSeq and is a predicted model, not a curated record.
AUGUCCUCCGUCAACGAUAACGCCUCCUCGCCGCUCGCGGGCGAUGGGGUGAGCAAGCGCAAGCAAGGCUCCGCCGCCUGCGUCCACUGCCACCGGCGCAAGGUCCGCUGCGAUGCCCGUAUGGUCGGAACCCCCUGUACAAACUGUCGCACAUCUGGAAAAACCGACUGCCGUAUUCACGAAAAGAAAAAGCGUCUGGCAGUGCGUUCAAUCCUCGACCCUGUUCCGAUCCGAUCUCGGCCUCUCCCGACUUCUGAACUCGCCGCCAUUCCCUCAACGACAGCUGGCACGCCUCAACCGCCAAGCUUUCCCACUGCUUUCCAAGGUGGCCCCGCGACAGCACCUCUUGCAAGCCUUGCAAGCAACUUACCGCCACAAACAUUCUUAUCGAAUGCCGCGCCGGAGAAUUUCGGGCGCCAAGGCCCGGAUCUGUCGCAUGCCCACGAGGCACAUACGGAGAUGGAACAACACCUCGUCAAGCUUAUUGAUGAGGAAGAAUCUGGCCGAAGAGAAAUCCAGAGAGGUGUGCGCGCAUUUUAUGUGGGGCAUGAGCAUUCGAAUAUGUCCUUCCUGAUUCGCCAACAACGAGAUCAGGACGACAAUGUAUAUCACUUUGCAAGCAAUGAGAUCCCGCGACGACAGACGAAAACCGUUCAGGAUCAGCUAUUGAUGGAUGCAUUGACUCUACCCGAGCCGGCUCUGGCAGAUGAACUGGUGCAGGCAUACUUCUCUUGCGUCAACCCGGGAUAUCCCAUUAUUGACGAAGACCUCUUCAUGACACAAUACCGGAACCGCGACCCGUCCGAUCCACCGCCCAUCUUGCUGCUCCAAGCUAUUUUGCUUGUAGGAGCACACGUCACCCGCCCGAAAGUCGAGCGUGAUGCCCUAAAAGAAAUAUUCUUCCGUCGCACGAAAUACCUAUUUGAUAACCGUAUUGAGCGCAAUCGAGAUAUUCUCGUUCAAGCAGCUCUGCUUUUGACUUGGCAUUCUGACAGUGCCGACGACGAUGUGGCAGCAGAUGCUCACUUUUGGGUUGGUGUGGCUGCACGAAUCGCCACCGGACUUGGAAUGCACCGCAAUCCUGUGUCCAGUAGUUUUGUUACGCGAGACAGGCGCAUGUGGAGGCGAGUUUGGUUCAUUAUGGUACAGUUCGAUGUGAUGGUCUCACUUUCAUACGGCCGUCCUCAAGCUAUCAACUUGGACGACUCCGAUGUGUCUCCUCUGACGCUUGCGGACUUUGAGAACUGCGGGCUUCGUGUGCAAUCCGAGUUUGUAAUUCACUUUACAGAACUUUGCACUAUGAUCUCGUAUCUCAUUCGGGAUCGGUUCGGACUGCGUGCCAAUGAUGAACGCCGGAAAGCUGUCCUUCAAGAAGCCGAUGAGUCCUUGGCAAGUUGGUCAUUGAAGCUUCCCGAUAAUCUCCGUCUCCGAGCAUCUGACAUGGAUCCUUGGUCUGCUAUGCUUCAUCUUACCUACAACAACUUCCUGAUUCUGCUGCAUCGGCCUCAUCCACGAGCCUCUGCAUACUCGGACGACUACGGCCCUCACGACGCGGAGAUUUGCAGCGCUGCUGCCGGAGUCAUCGCUUCUAUCUUCGAGGAGCUUAGACUCAACGACCGGCUCAAGUUCCUCUGGUACACAGGUGUUCAUACUCUGUUCACAGCCAUGAUUCAAGUCCGUGUCGAGCUACGAUUCUCAAAUCCGGUCCUGGCGAUCAAUGCCUUGCGUCGUUUCGAUUCGGCAUCUUAUUCGCUCCGGGAACUGGCUCAGUACUGGGUCCAUGCAGGUACAAUCCUGCGACUCUUUGAAGACUCCAAACGUCUACAGGAAGACUUGCGCACGGCUACCAGCGAUCGAUCUAAGCCAUAUAACGGUGCUUCUAAAAUACCAGUCACAACGCCCGAUCCGACAGCGGCUAUGCAGGCUGUACAGACACCACGGCCACUUUCCUUCGGCGUUCCUACCCCAGAAUCUAGCCAUACACCGAUGCAAGCAACAUUGUCGCCGCAACCACCCCAGCCGCAGUUUGAUAACUGGAUCACUGCACCACUUCGGCUCAAUGUUGGUCCACUGGAGCGGAACGACCCUUAUGCCAAUACGAUGCAGGUGGACUCCAUGGAGCAAAGCCGCGACUAUCCUGAUUGGCGCCAGCUCUUCUCCUUUGCAGAUUCCGAAUUGCCCCCACCCAUGCCCAUGGAAGGACUCAUGGAAUUAGAAGACGAAUGGCGGCAGAUCUAUUGGCAAGAUAUCCCAAUGGCGGAUCUCAUGCAGGACGGAGGCUGGAUCCCCGGCUAG